Molecule: messenger RNA, 1998 nt
Organism: Fusarium vanettenii 77-13-4
Lineage: Eukaryota; Fungi; Ascomycota; Sordariomycetes; Hypocreales; Nectriaceae
Exons: 1
Coding region: 1-1998 (665 amino acids)
Biological process (GO): proteolysis
Cellular component (GO): cytosol
Molecular function (GO): serine-type endopeptidase activity; oligopeptidase activity
Source: RefSeq, a predicted model, not a curated record
AUGCGCAAGCUAGACUCGUUGCCGCACACCAAGAGUAUCCAGGAGAAGCUAGUGGCCCUAUCUUCAACUGACGUCAAUCGCCCGAGCUACUGGAUCGCCGGUAACCUCUUUCGACUGAGGAAGGACUCCACCAACAAACGUGGCAUUCUCGAAGUCUCUGAGAGACAGCCUAAUGGAUCACUGGGCAACUGGCGACUUGUCCUCGACGUCGACAAACUGGGCCAGGAGGAGAGUAGAGAGCUCGAGUUUUUCGACUUUGACUUUAAGAGUCGUAUCUUUGGGCCUAAUGCCUCGCGCCUCCUUGUCCUCUUGUCCGAUGGAGGCUCUGACUUGGUCGAGUUGCGUGAGCUUGAUACCAAACAAGGCAAAUUCGUUGAAGACGGGUUUCGCACAGGGCUGGGCCGUAUCGCUGUUGCCUGGCUGGACAUCGAUCACGUCUUGAUCAACCACAACCUCUACGGCAGUCCGACUACGGCAGCGGGUUGGGGAACCACUUCGUACAUCUGGAAGCGAGGUACCGACUUGAAGGAGGCCAAGGCUGUCAAAGAAAUACCCUCAACCAGUGCACUCUCUCUCAUCUCCUCGGUGGGCCAAACCAACAGUGGCCGUGCCCUCAUCACCUGCGCCGUGGACUACUCCACCCUUGUCUACAGCAUUGUUUCCCUUAAUGGGACUGUGGAAGAGCUUGAUCUACCAAAGAAACAGUCCAUGUCGCUACCACCCAAAACCACAUCUAAGCAUGUGGUGGCCGUGCUGGGUGAGAAGGCGACCGUCUGUGGUCGAGAGGUCCCAGUUGGUUCCGUCAUUGCGUACAACACGGUGCCAGACACACCAGCCCACGAAAGGACCUCGAUUGUUUACAUUCCAGAGCCAGACGAGGUUAAUGCUCAUCUGUUUGUUGAUGGAAUCCAGGCAAGCAAGACAAGGGUUUACUUGACAAUGAACAAGAGACAGUCAGAGCGUCGCUUGACUCUGGAAUACGACGCCAAUGAAUGGAGAAUCAUUCGAAGCAUAGAGACGAGUAUCGGGUCUCAUGCGGCUGCGACUAGCGGUGACCCUUACAGCAACGACACAGUCGUGACCGAGUCUGGCUUGCUCUCUCCAUCGACUACCUGGCUGGAACGCGGCGAGACCAAGGAGUCUUUGUACACCCAGCCAUCGGUUUUCAAUGCCGAGGCCUUUCAACUUGGUCAGAAGAGCACUUCAAGCAAGGACGGCACUUCAAUCGACUAUCUUGUCCUCUCGCCCAAGGAGUCGAAACAUCCACAAGGCAAGCAGCCGGUCAUGAUGAUUGGGUAUGGCGCCUUUGGGCUUUCUGUCCCGUUGUCAUACCUGGACAUGAUUUUGGGCGGCAUCUCACUGGUCCCCUGGCUAGAGAGUGGCGGGUCGUUGGUGAUUCCAUUCAUUCGGGGCGGCGGCGAACGAGGCGAGGAAUGGCAUCAAGCAGCACGACAGGAGAAGCGACAAAACUCGUACGACGACUUCAUCGCCGUUGCUGAGACACUCGUCAAGGAUGGGAUGACUACCCCAAAACAUAUUGGCGUUGUCGGCGGAUCCAACGGCGGCUUGCUAGCUGCUGUCAUGGGCACACAGCGACCGGACCUCUUUGGCGCCAUCGUGAGCGACGUGCCUCUAACGGACAUGUUGAGAUACCCUCUGAUGGGGAUGGGAGCUGCGUGGAUAUACGAGUACGGAGACCCUCAAGAUGCUGAAAUGGCCAAGGUUCUCAGAGCCUACUCGCCUUUCCACAACAUUCGCGAAGGGGUAGAGUAUCCCCCCUUUCUCGUCACCGUCUCGACAAAGGAUGAUCGAGUCGGUGCAGGUCAUGCGCGGAAGCUUGUUGCGAAGUUGAAGGAUGUAGGGGCAUCAAAUGUGUUUUUGUACGAGGAUCGCACAGGCGGACAUGGUGUCAGUGAUCCUUUCAAGAAUGCGACAUUGAUGGCCAGACGGAUCGCCUUUUUGAUGGAGUAUCUCCAGUCCACACGUUCGGAUGCCUAG